Molecule: messenger RNA, 452 nt
Organism: Gossypium arboreum
Lineage: Eukaryota; Viridiplantae; Streptophyta; Magnoliopsida; Malvales; Malvaceae
Product: 40S ribosomal protein S29-like
Exons: 3
Coding region: 110-280 (56 amino acids)
Biological process (GO): translation
Cellular component (GO): cytosolic small ribosomal subunit; ribosome
Molecular function (GO): structural constituent of ribosome; zinc ion binding
Source: RefSeq, a predicted model, not a curated record
AUAUAUCGUCGUUUCGUCUAGUAGAGGUUUUGUGAUUAGCUGCGGAGCCUGCCUACUCUUACCUUUUUUCAGAGCUUUGAUAGAGGAAUAGCAGCUCACCUAAUCCAUCAUGGGUCACUCUAAUGUCUGGAACUCUCACCCUAAAACCUACGGCCCUGGCUCUCGCUCCUGCCGUGUGUGCGGGAACCCCCACGCCAUCAUCAGGAAAUAUGGACUCAUGUGUUGCAGGCAGUGCUUCCGUAGCAAUGCCAAGGAAAUUGGAUUCAUUAAGUACCGCUGAAGAAUUUAUGUUGGGAAGAACUUUGUCAGUGUAUGAGCCUUUGGUAAUGUGAUUAUUGAAUUAGAAGGAUAAUGUUUAUUGUUUUCAGUCUGGACAUCUAAACUGGUGCUGAGCUAAGGAUGCUUUGUUGUUUCUCAAUCAAGUAAUCAUAGUGUUUUUUUUUUUUUUUAAA